GUGGGGUGUGCUCCUGUGGGAGCUUGUUACUCUCGCUGGCCAGCCCUACCAAGAAGUGGAUCCGUUCGAGAUGGCCGUCUUUCUCCGAGACGGUUACCGAUUGGCGCAGCCCGAUAGUUGUCCUGACGAACUAUACGGGCUCAUGGCGGCGUGCUGGAUGACCGCCCCCGAGGACCGCCCCUCCAUGACACAGCUGCUGGCCGGCUUGCAGGAGUUCAGCGCUGCCCUGGGCCACUACAUCUAAGAACUGCCAUGUGAUCAAAGAAACAGACUUGUCAGUGUGUAAAAACCCAAAUGUGAUCUUUGUUUGCUCGAGGCAUCCAACCCCCAUCCCUCUACAUGCGUUGUUGCAUUAUGGAGAUAGGGGAAAUAUGGGAGCGUGAGGAACAAGACGUGAGGAACUCUGAUGGUUUCAGAUAUAUUGUCACCCUGCAAUCUGUGCUAUUUAAAUACUAUGUGAUAUAUUUGUUUUCUUUGUGUGUUUUAAGGUUAGAUUCAACACUAAA
Messenger RNA from Frankliniella occidentalis (western flower thrips), 506 nucleotides. Its product is annotated as tyrosine-protein kinase RYK-like. Gene Ontology annotation, biological process: multicellular organism development; protein phosphorylation; cell surface receptor protein tyrosine kinase signaling pathway. The transcript has 2 exons. Gene Ontology annotation, molecular function: protein kinase activity. The record is from RefSeq and is a predicted model, not a curated record. Lineage: Eukaryota; Metazoa; Arthropoda; Insecta; Thysanoptera; Thripidae. Bases 71 to 244 code for a protein of 57 amino acids. Gene Ontology annotation, cellular component: signaling receptor complex.